AUGGAAAGUGCGGUACACGCAGCGGUGCCCCUUAGGGUAGGGAAGAAGAUGAGAAAACGGCGGGAACUUGACGCCUUAGUUGGAGGAGGUGGAUCACGAGGUGGUCGGCUACUAUCUGCCUCUAGUGACGAGGGUGAACCCUGGGGCCGGAGAACUUCCCGCCGUAGGCGCUCACGACCGUUCAUGCGGUUAGCUGCAGGCCUUGCUUUCUGUGUGUGUGUAGUGUCAGCUGCUAUUGUACUUUGGCUCUUCGUUGAUGUCCGGAGGCAGAUCUCUUCUCUUCGCCUUGAAAUGGAUGGAGUAUCAAGAUCCAAUGUCAUCCUCAACGAUGCUCUACAAAUGUGCCACGCAACGGCAAAGGAAUUUACAGCCAACGCCAGCGACCUGAGCUAUCGGCUAGAGGAACUGAAAAAAAUGCAUUUAGAACUAGAAAACCGCGUAAACCAGACAAUAAAAAACCUUACGGUGGUAUCCGGCCAGCUAUCAGCCGCACCGAAGCUCGCGGAUGCUCCAAGGACAAUAUCAGAUCUAAAGAGACUGGUCGCCCAAUUUGGAUCUCAGAUAAGCGGCUUUGAUAGUACAGUACAAUCAAAUACAAAGCAAGCGCACUUAGCAGUGGCUGGCGUCGAGGAGGUCCGCACGUUGCUGAAUCAACUCGACGCCAAGACCAACGACACGAUAGCCAACGUCACGGCCAACUUCAAGAGGAAUGACGACAUCAGAUCAGAAUUUGCUGGUUUGAACAACACGCUCACGUCAAAACUUGUCGCAUUAGAGGAGAGAAUACAGGAAAUCAGCAAGCCCGUGAGCACAGCGGCGCCCGCAGCACCACCAGUGGCAGCGGGUGCUGCCCCCAGCGCGCCGCCACCAGCCAACUCCACCACCACUGUCACCGCGUCACCGCCAGGGAAACCCUCCGUAUUACAAUGA
This is a messenger RNA of Arctia plantaginis, 930 nucleotides long. The record is from the annotation of a GenBank genome assembly. Lineage: Eukaryota; Metazoa; Arthropoda; Insecta; Lepidoptera; Erebidae.